AUGGACAUGCCUUUCGAUGUUAGUGAGCCUCAAGUUGAAGGACACGACGGCUUUGCCAGAUUCUACUGGAAACAUGACGAACAAUUGCAUCCUUUGAGAAGGAAAAAAGGAAAAGGUGAAGACGCACAUGCUCCCAUGGAAACAACAAGAUAUGCAUAUGAAAAGUAUCGUGAAGUUAGAAGUCAAAUUACAUCUGGUCGAACCUUUACAGUAAACUUUGACGAAGGAAAGAACAAAGAAGGCUUCAUGGGAGUACUUGCUGCAAUUCAAGACGGAAAUAAGAAAGGACACAAUCUCAGAUUGACCAUAACAGAUUUGGAUGGUCACAUUUACUAUGCACAUGGCAAUGAACAAACAGCCGCAAAACUUCUUGACGCUUUCAAGACUACAAGAGAAGAACAAAUGGUUGACUCCGACUCAGACAUUUUUAAUGCAAUUGAAGGAAUUGCAAGUGUCAAGUUCGAAUGGUACCAACCUAACCCUCAAGCAGUCAGACAACAUGCUGGAUACUUCCCGUUCAUAAAUAAGUCUGACAUUGACUUGACAAG
Molecule: messenger RNA, 548 nt
Organism: Trichomonas vaginalis G3
Lineage: Eukaryota; Parabasalia; Trichomonadida; Trichomonadidae
Exons: 1
Source: RefSeq, a predicted model, not a curated record